GGGUCUCCAUUUGGACUUUCCUCAUUCCCCGUUCAGUGCUUUAUAUGAAGUAACCAUUAACAGCCCAGGAAUGCUGUAUCCAGCUGAGCUGCCCCCUCCUUAUGAGGCUGUGAUUGGAGAGACACCUGCCAGUCAGCUCACUGGUACUGAUCGGCAAGUGUCUGAAUCAAGCUUGGGUGAGGGGAACGUGACCCUGGACUUCAGCACGCAAGUUUCCGUUGAGAGCACCUCUUUGAUGGUCUCUGAGGCUGUUGACAUCCCAGAGCGUAGCUACUCCUCUGAAGAUCUUUGUUCGCUGGAAGUUCAGGGAUCUCUCCAUUCCGAAGAUCUUUCUCCCUACUGCCCAACGCCCAAAGGGGCUGCGGACCAGAGCUGCAGCACUCUGGAUUGCAGCGCCCGCUGCAGGUUCCACAGAACUCGCUCAGAGGGUUUUCCUCACGAGGACAGCAGUUCCCACAGUCGAGCCUCUGCAGAUAGGUCUCAAGGACAGGAGAAGAACUGUGCCCACGGCAGGUCCUUGGACUGUUCCUCGGAUAAUUUCGGCCCCUCGGAAAGAGAACUGCAGGGUUCUGCUCCGGAGAGCAAUGCCACACCGCCUUUGAAGAAGAAAAUCUGCUGUGCGGACUUCAGCCAGCCCCCUGGCCCUUUCCGGACCUCGCCCCGGUUCAGGCUCACGAGUGGCCACGAGAGUGCUGUCCAGCAGUGUCACGUUACGAAACACCGCGUUUCACAUAUAGUCCGAUCAACUAGUGACCCUGUCUCCUGUUCAUCUCACGCAGAAGGUGAUAAUUGUGCCUGGGCUCUGGUGUGCAGCCAGCGUCAAGAUGCAGGAUUGUCUCCAGCUGCAUUAGAAACAGUUCCCAUUUGUGGCUCUCAUAUGGUUGCCUCUGGUUGUCAGCAUUCUUUGAGCAGUUGCCUACCAACCGGAAAACAGAGGGAUGCACGGAAGAUUGAGCUACACCUAAAGCCAAAGGCUUUGCACACAGUCGCAAAGGAGCGGCCACACUCUCUAGUGGACCUUAAGGCCUAUAAAGACACAAAAAUUUUAGUUGCAAAAUUUUUGGAACAUUCAAACUGUAAUCUCCCUCCAGAAGUGCGGCACGUAGUGAACAGCAUCCGAUCAGUAAUAAAAUCUGAUGAGAGACACAUGGAAGAAGCCAUCUUCAGUGCCAAUAUUAUAGACCAGGUCAUUACAAGUUCCCAGCAGAAUGUGAAUACCUCUAGGAAGCGACUUCAAGAAGAUCUUCAUCUCCAGAGCUGCGGUGCUCUGAGCUCUCCAGUUGCCUUCGUCCGUAGGUCCCACAUCAGUCGCAGUUUAGAGCGGGACAGGCCCCACAGCUUAAUUGGAGUUUACCGGGAGACCGUCCUUUGAUAAUAUCCUCUGCAGGUACGUGAUUCCAGCAAAGAGUAUUAAGGAAGAGACUGGGACCACGAGAAAUAUGAGUAGUGGAUCACUUUAAAAAGUCUCUUCCUUUGGAAUUCCAACAGCAGGAGGACAACAUCCGUUUUUCUGAAUGUAAAUUUCAGCCCUGAUUUUUUCUGCAAUAUUUUAACUGAUUUAUUAGUAGAGUCAGAACAACUGUUUUCCCAA
This is a messenger RNA of Apaloderma vittatum (bar-tailed trogon), 1591 nucleotides long. RefSeq names its product protein FAM189A1-like. NCBI's taxonomy places the organism in Eukaryota, Metazoa, Chordata, Aves, Trogoniformes, Trogonidae. The record is from RefSeq and is a predicted model, not a curated record. The transcript has 6 exons. The annotation marks the transcript as partial.